Messenger RNA from Malurus melanocephalus (red-backed fairy wren), 2564 nucleotides. RefSeq names its product vacuolar protein sorting-associated protein 72 homolog. Gene Ontology annotation, biological process: regulation of DNA-templated transcription; chromatin remodeling. The transcript is spliced from 3 exons. Gene Ontology annotation, molecular function: ATP-dependent H2AZ histone chaperone activity. Gene Ontology annotation, cellular component: nucleus. Bases 1 to 657 code for a protein of 218 amino acids. The record is from RefSeq and is a predicted model, not a curated record. NCBI's taxonomy places the organism in Eukaryota, Metazoa, Chordata, Aves, Passeriformes, Maluridae.
AUGGGAUUUGGGAUCAACCGCAAAUAUGUGACAGCCCACGGGCUGCCCAGCGCCGCCGCCGCCGCCAUGGCCACAGGCACCGACAGCCCGGGACCGCGGCCCGGCCGCCAGAAAAUCGUCAUCAAACAGAGCCCAGAGAACUACGAGCGCCUGGAGGCCGACAAGAAGAAGCAGGUGCAGAAGAAGCGCAAGAUCGUGGGCCCCGUGAUCCGUUACUGGUCYCUGACCAUGCCCCUGCUGCCCGAGGCCGGCCGCGACGACCCCGUGGACGUCGAGGGGCUGGACCCCGACUCUCAGCCCGCUCCCGCUCCCGCUCCCGCCCCGUUAUCCCCCGGGAAAUGCUCCCGCACCUUCAUCUCCUUCAGCGACGACGCCACCUUYGAGCGCUGCUUCCCCAAAUCCAAACCCCCGCGGCUGCCGGUGCGGGAGCUGUGCCCCGUCACCCACAAACCGGCCCURUACCGCGACCCCAUAACCGACAUCCCCUACUCCAACGCCCGCGCCUUCCGCAUCAUCCGCGAGGCUUACCGAAAAUAUGUCACUGCCCACGGGCUGCCCAGCGCCGCCGCUGCCGCCAUGGCCACCGGCACCGACAGCCCGGGACCGCGGCCCGGCCGCCAGAAAAUCGUCAUCAAACAGAGCGUGCCCGCCUCAUAAAGGUUGGGGUUUGGGAUUUUGGGAUAUGGGGUUUUGGGGUGGAUGGGAGCAGUGGUUUUGUUGAGGAGACCCCACCAAAAAUGAUAUCAAAUUGUCAUCAAACAGAGUGUGCCCACAUCCUAAAGGUUGGAGUGUGGGGUUUGGCAUAUGGGAUAUUGGGAUAUGGGAUUUGGGAUCAACCGCAAAUACGUGACUGACCAUGGGCUGCCCAGCGCCGCCGCCAGAAAAUCGUCAUCAAAUAGAGCGUGCCCGCAUCCUAAAGAUUGGGGUGUGGGAUUUUGGGAUAUCGGGGUUUUGGGGUGGAUGGGAGCGAUGGUUUUCUUGAGGAGACCCCACCAAAAAUGACACAAAAUUGUCAUCAAACAGAGCGUGCCCACUUCCUAAAGGUUGGGGUGUGGGAUUUUGGGAUAUCGGGGUUUUGGGGUGGAUGGGAGUGAUGGUUUUGUUGAGGAGACUUCACCAAAAAUGAUACCAAAUCGUCGUCAAACAGAGCAUGCCCAGUGCCUGAAAUCUGGGAUUUUGGGAUAUUGGGGUGUCAGGACACUGGGGUCUUGGGAUUUGGCAUUGUGGGAUUUGGGGUAUUGGGAUAUGGGAUUUGGGAUCAACCGCAAAUACGUGACAGCCCACGGGCUGCCCAGUGCUGCUGCUGCCGCCAUGGCCACCGGCACCGACAGCCCGGGACCGCGGCCUGGCCGCCAGAAAAUCAUCAUCAAACAGAGCGUGCCCGCCUCAUAAAGGUUGGGGUUUGGGAUUUGGGGUAUUGGGAUAUGGGAUUUGGGGUAUUGGGAUAUGGGAUUUGGGAUAUGGGAUAUGGGAUAUGGGAUUUGGGAUAUGGGAUAUGGGAUUUGGGAUCAACCGCAAAUACGUGACAGCCCACGGGCUGCUCGGCCCAGCCGCCAGAAAAUCGUCAUCAAACAGAGCGUGCCCGCCUCAUAAAGGGUGUGGGAUUUUGGGACGUCGGGGUUUUGGGGUGGAUGGGAGCGAUGGUUUUGUUGAGGAGACCCCCCCAAAAAUGAUACCAAAUCGUCAUCAAACAGAGCGUGCCUGCCUCCUAAAGGCUGGGGUGUGGGAUUUUGGGAUAUUGGGAUUUGGGAUUUGGGGUGGAUGGGUGUGAUGGUUUUGUUGAGGAGAUCCCAUUGAGGACACAAAAAAAAUUGUCAUCAAACAGAGCGUGCCCACCUCCUAAAGGUUGGGGUGUGGGAUUUUGGGAUAUGGGAUUUGGGGUGGAUGGGAGUGGUGGUUUUGUUAAGAAGACCGCACCAAAAGUGACACAAAAUCGUUAUCGAACAGAAAGUGCCCAAUUCCUAAAGGUUGGGGUGUGGGAUUUUGGGAUAUUGGGAUUUUGGGAUAUUGGGAUAUGGGAGCAACCAGACCCCGAGCCCUCUGGACCUCAGCAAAAAAUCAUCAUCAAACAAAGCGUUCCCAGUGCCUGAAAUCAUUGGGGUGUUGGGAUUUGGGAUAUUGGGAUGUUGGGAUGCUGGGAUAUGGGAUCACCCCAAGUGCCGGUUUUUUGUGGGGUCAGUGUUCACCGAGGGUGUUGGAUUAAGGAAUAAAGCAGAGUUAGGGUUGGUUUGUUUGGGGUGGUGGGAGAUCCCACAAAAAUAUGGGGUGGGAGCCCCUUUUCCAGAAGAUCCUAAAAAUCACGGUGGGAACACCUUUUUCCAGGACAUGGUACAAUAAAUAAAGCGGUUUUCCAGAAAUCCUACAAUAAAUAUGGGGUGGGGACACCUUUUCCAAGAGAUCCUGUGGAAAUUUUGGGGUGGGAGCCCCUUUUUCAGGAGAUCCUACAAUAAACAAAGUGGUUUGUGGAACCCUUUUCCCAAAAUCCUACAAUAAAUAGAGGGAUUGGCACCUCUUUUCCAGAGAUCCUACAAUAAAUAUGGGGUGGAACCCUUUUUUUUCCCAGG